CUGCACAAUCGAUCCAAAUGAAAAUAAGUAUUUUUUAUUAUUUUUUUACCCUCUUUUAUCUACGACUCAUAUAUAAAAAUGUCAUUAUCAUAACUCAAUCAUUCUAAAAAUGUCAAAGUCACAAUGUAAAAUCGACAUAGAAAAAGCGGAAUUCUCGGUUGAAGACGACCUAAAUUACGAAAGCAAUCCUUCAAUAAUAUCAUUAAAAAAGCACCUAAGUAAACUAAGAAACUAUAAAGAACCCCAAACAGAACAAACGGAAUCAUACGACAACCAAUGGUAUCCAUACUGCAACACCUAUUAUCCAUAUACAGAAGACGUGGAUGCAUUCGCAAGAGUAAACCAUUUACUAGCCCAAAAACCGUCGAUUUUGUCGCUAAAUUUAUCGGAACACGAUGAUUUAAGCUUGUUUGGGCAUUAUUCCGAGCACGAUGUUCAUAAACGCUACUUACUCUCGCAUCCGUUAAAUUUCGUUAUUCUUGGUAAGCCUGAUAUUGGCCAGAACGAGCUGGGAAAACUAUUGGCGCAGCACUGGAAUUGCGUUUAUAUCGAUCCAGAAAUUCUCAUAGGGCAAGAAAUAGAGAGCGGCUCCAGAGCUGGGCAAUGCAUCGAGUUCAAUUUAAGAUGUGGACGUGCUAUUGGUAUUGACGUCAUACUCAAAUUACUAGAAAAACGAUUAAAGACCCAAACUGUGCAACAUCGAGGCUUCGUGCUUUGUGGUCUCCCAGUUAUACCGAAUGAUUUAUAUAAGGAAGAUCCCAUAUCGUCUGAAACAGCUGUGUUCACAGUGCGAGACAUCUUCGAAGAACUGUUAGAUGCCACCGUUGAAAUUGGCGUGCCUCCAACAAAACCACACGUAUCCAUAUCAUCGAAGGUUAAAAUUGACGAUGUUGAGGGCGAGGAAGAUAUGGGAGAUGAAAGAAUGGGCGAAGGUGAGGAGGUAGCCUCCACCGUAGUACUAGACGAUUCCCCACGCACCAAACCUCCUAGUGAACCCCCAGACAUCGGCUCAGCCUCGUACAACAUAUGCGAAGAACCUGAAAUAAGCACUGACUAUGAAGAACAACUAAACUUUAUCUUUAACUUAAUACAAGAACCAUAUUUAAUAAUCUACAUAAUGUGCCCAACUGCAGACGUUAUUACAAAACGAAAAGAAUCGAAAUUCCACAUAUACACCGAAGAAUUUUACGACAUUCUACGCGAUAAAGUCAGCAGGAUGAUCUUUAAAAUGUACGCGGCUGAUAUACCUCCAGAAGUUUUAAAAAACAGCCAAUAUCAAAUCGGAAAGGAUAUAAUUCAUCUUACUGUACCACCCUACAACUUACCGGCACAUGUACAAAGUCAAUUGGACAACUACCACUUUGCUGCAGUGUCUGCUAUUGAACGUAGAGUCUUAUUACACAACCCCGAACAUUAUUUAAGGCUUGACGGUAGAGUUUUUCCCAGGAAAAUGUUUAAUAUUGUGAAAUCGCGUCUUGAAAUGCUACCAUUCUCGAAAUCAUUAAUCCCGAGGCGUCUAACAUUGAACUACAAUGAAGACGCUCAAAUAGGUGAAGGUGAUGAAGAGGAACCCUUCAAGCAAGAAACCAACCUGGAGGGUAUAUCAUUGGAAGAAGCAUUCACUAGAUUAAAGAAACGUGAAGCCCCCAUGGGGCCUUACAAGUGGUCCCUAUCAGAUUGGGGCACCCUCUGCCCUGUAUCUGUAAAAGAAGGAAGCUUUACCCACGGCGAUGCAAACUUUGCUGUGCAAUUCAUGAACAAAAUAUUCUUCCUACGGGACGAAGAAGCCUUCUUUAAAUUCUACAAAAACCCACGUCCGUAUUUAGUAUGCCCUUUUCCCAAAAGUAGCUGUAGAAUAUACAUAUUCGGCGCUAGAUGUACUGGAAAAACCGAAGUCGCAAAAUGCAUGUCAUACUUCUUGAACGGUACAGUUUUAAACAAAAACAUCAUGCAGCAUAAAUACUUUUUAGAGCAGUUGGAUAGCUAUAAGGAACAUGUUUACCAAGCAGCGUUGGCAGAUGGUAUAAAACUUCUAGACGAAAAACGAACGGCUUUGGUUUUGGAACAAAACGAAAACAGACUUAAACACCUACAAAAAUGGAAAGAUUCCGUACGAGAAGAGUUAAGCGGUUACAUUGCCUUAUUAGAACAGGCAGAAAAAGAGAAAGAAGAAUUAGAACUAUCCCCAUUUCCAAUGCAGAUGGAAACGGAUAUUGGUAACAAAUAUUCCGAACAAAUGAGCACCUUUAAAAAAUCCAUCGCUAAAUUAAAAAUACCUACUGAAGAAAGCUCAAAAUUCUACAGAGAUGCUUUAAAUAAUGAAGACAGUCAGAUGCAAUAUUGCCCUCAAAAUCUAAAAACCGAAAUCACCGCUAAACCUGCCACAGUGUUUGACAGAUUCGUCGUACAGUACGCCCAAGAAAUACUCAAAAGAACCAACUUUGAACAGUUAGCUCCGUUUGAGGACGAUAAAAAAAACAUGUACGUCGAUAGCAUAAGGGAAGUGGAGGACUUACGGGUAUCUCAAGGUAGCUCCAAAGGUGGCUGGGUAAUAGACGACAUGCCUGCAGACCUGGAAUUCCUCAGAGACAUGGAGGAAGACAUUUUACCAGACGAUGUCUUCAUUUUGAACCCCUCGGGGUACAUACCCUUUGAAGAAUUCAAGCUGAGAAACGCAAGAGUCUUCACCGAGUUCAGAAAGCUAUUUUUGGAGUUAGGCAAUGUGGAUGCAGCUUGGAGAUGUCCUGAUAGAUCCACCACAUCCAUGAAAGAUAUAUUCGCCAAAGAUUUAAUAGAUUACAUGGUUGAUAACAUUGAAAUGGCCGGCGAGGAUGGGAUCAACGAAGAACCCAUGGUUGAUUUGUACGAAAAAUACAAACAAAGCGUCGAUGACUACAAACCGCGUUUACAUGAAAUUAAAGAAUACUUCAUGAGCAAAAACAUAACACCCAUAGAAAUCGAUUCGACAAAAUCCGACAUGAAAACAAUUCUAGUAGAGCUAAUGAACGAUAUAGAGGAUGUAGUCAAAGCUAAAGCCACUCAAUAUACAAACGAAGAUAGAGCCGAAGAAGUAUUUUAUUUUGGUUCUGAAGCUGUGCAAGACGAAAUGGGUGAAGGUGCUGGACCAACUGAUAACACUAACGCUAUAGAGCAAAACAGACGUUACGGCGAUACGUCGUUCUACUGCCCGGUGACGUAUAAAGAAUACAACGUACUAUGGCGAGGUAAAGAAGAUUAUGCUGCAAAGUUUGAGGAAAAAGUCUACUUGCUAGCUAAUGAAGAGUACUUGGAAAAAUUUCUAACACAUCCUAGAUCAUACUCGUCUUUCAGCAAAUUUGUAACAACGUAUCCACCAUUAAGAAUAUGUAUCAUAGGUAUAGAUUGGACUUUAACAAACCUUUGUUUGUCCGCUAUCGCAUCAAACUUGGCUUUACUCCCAGCAAGUUACCAAAACUGUCUAAAGAGCGCUCUGAAUGUCCAAACCGAUGAUAGCUUCAGAGAAUUACGGCAUAACCCGAACUUUUCUGGAAAUCCCAUACAUGCUUAUAUAGUGAACAAUCAACCAAUCGAAGACGAAACAAUGGUAAAAGUAUUAAACCAAUUUUGGCAAAACCACCCGUUUACACAAUGUGGAUUUGUUAUAGAGGAUUUCCCAAAAAGAACUCCGGAUGUAGCCAUCAUGACAAAGUAUAAAUAUAUACCAGAUGCAAUAAUAAAUUUGACAGGCGAUGAAUAUAAAUAUCGCCUUAGAAUUGUCGAUCUAAUUACGACGACGUUUAAAGAAAACCAGCAAAAAUUAGAGGAGGAAGUCGCCCAUAACAAUAACACGACUAUGGAAACCUGGACAUACCUCAGAGGGCAAAGAUUCGAAGAACUGAUGGAGGAAAAAGUACAGCAAAGAUACGCAAAUAAAUUAGAUGAAAACGAAGAUACAAAAAGUCAAGUGAGCUACGACUCGGUAGCAGAACAGGAAGAUGUAAACGCGAUAAACGAAGUUUUGGAUGUUGAAUUCCCAGAACCAGUUAUGGAAACAAUACCAGAUUCCUAUAAAGAUCUAAUUGAUAAUUUAGAGAAUAUUGGUAACGAAUAUUUUACCGAAGAGUGGGAGCAUAUUUCCGUCUUGAGAGAGUUGUGCGAAGCAGAGAAUGUACACUGGGUGGAUGUUAAUAUAAACUUCGAUAAACCCGCAAACACGAAGUUGGCUGUGUUAAGGGAGACUAAUAAGUUGACGGAAAAGAGACAGUGCAUUUUUGAGAGGUGUUACGAUCUUUCUCUUGAACAAGCAAAUGAUUUGGUGGAUUGUGGUUAUUGCUUUUUGAGCAAGUUCGGUAAAACAUGUCCUGUGCAAUAUUAUAUCGGUGAAAACCCCGUACAAAUGUAUCAUGCUGAAAAAAGGUUGGACAAUCUAUUUGCUGUUUUACAUCGAUCCUACAUUUACUAUAUUUGUGGUAAAGAAAGCCUAAAUUUAUUUAAAGAAGCCCCUUUAAAAUACUUAAAUAAAGACUUUAAUUUCCCCUUGAUAACCUUUAAGAUCGCUGUAAUGGGGCCAGUAGAUUCUGGCAAAACAACUUUAUCUGAAAGACUAGCACAACAAUUCUGCUUCAAAUACAUCACCAGAGGCAGAGCACUUAGACACGUUCUAUCCUUCAUGCCUUACACUGAACUGGCCAAAAACAUCGAAUCCGUAUUGCGUAAAGGUUGGGAGGUCACCGAUGAAAUGGUCAUUAAAGCCGUGGAAGCGGUUGGUAUAGGCACCAAAAGCGUUUGUCAUGGUGUAAUAAUGGAUGGUUUUCCCAACACCAUCAACGAAAUGCGACACAUGUGGUUUAAUGGUUUAAUACCGCAUUUAAUAGUCGACUUGCAAGCCGAUGAAGAAAAAGUAUUGAGCUGCCCGAAAUCGACAGUGGAACCUUUGUACAGCAGUCGUUUAAUAAAACAUAUGUUGCGUGAGUGGAAUUCAGUCGCGAAUUGUUUUAGACGGUGGGUUGAUAAAGAGUUUCAGAUUAGGGGUAAAAUGUCAACGUUGAAUAAGUGGACUGCGUUUAAAAGCUCACUGGAGUUGAUCAUGGCUUGUUGUUCUGAAGUUAAACAUUACUACAAACACAUUAAAGAUGAUUGGCCUCUAAGGGUUUCCAACAUGGCUGUUAGUCAUGCAGAGUUUCUGGAAAGACAGAGUAACUACAAGGAAUAUUGCCCAGUUUGUCUUUCUUUCAACGAGCUAUGUAAUGGAGGUUUCCCCCCAGACAGAACAGGUUUGGUUCAUUACAAACACCACUUUUACUGGCUGUGUCCAGACCACAUAGAAUUAUUCUUAAAAUGCCCAGAAUGUUAUUUUUCUCCAUACAACGAACACAGCUUGCCUGACGACCUCCCAAUCAGAGUUAAUAUACACAAAAAACCUGACAAUUUAUACUGUGAUGGUUACUGCGUUGUAUGUCCUAGAAAUGUCGAAGGUUCAUUACAAUUCGCUGUAUCAUAUAGAGACUUAAUCUACCUAUUCGACUCUGAGGAAUGCUUACAAAAAUUCAUGCGCAAACCCAUAGAUUUUGCCUUUAUAGACAAAGUAAAAGUUAAACACGACUAUCCCUUACUAAACUACGAAGAUUUACCUAUAUUAGGAAUGCUAGAACAAUAUGUAGCCACACAGUUAACCAAAGCUGUGUGCCACAUAAACAGGUUAAGACCUGUUGUGCCAGGUUUAAGCAUUGAGGCUUCAGCUGCAAUAUGUAUAGGAGUUUUCUUGAAAAAAGAAAACGAAUUAGACAUCGAUUGCAUCGAUAACCACACCAAAGGUUACGAGAUGUUUUACACAAGAGUUCACAAGUUGGAAGACAAUCUAAAAAAGAUGAAAUCCAUUAUAAACCCAUACCUAUAUUACGAAGAAACAAUCCCUCCAUUUGAAAUACCGAAAACGCCUGUAUCUGUCACAAGAAGUAUAUCAAGUGUUAGUACUGUGGUUGCGGGUUUACUAGAUGAGAUUCUAAACCAAAUUGACUAUGAUAAAGAACUGACAUUUAUGUAA
Molecule: messenger RNA, 6022 nt
Organism: Brassicogethes aeneus
Lineage: Eukaryota; Metazoa; Arthropoda; Insecta; Coleoptera; Nitidulidae
Source: the annotation of a GenBank genome assembly